Molecule: messenger RNA, 1842 nt
Organism: Penicillium waksmanii
Lineage: Eukaryota; Fungi; Ascomycota; Eurotiomycetes; Eurotiales; Aspergillaceae
Product: 5'-methylthioadenosine/S-adenosylhomocysteine nucleosidase family protein
Exons: 2
Coding region: 1-1842 (613 amino acids)
Biological process (GO): nucleoside metabolic process
Molecular function (GO): catalytic activity
Source: RefSeq, a predicted model, not a curated record
AUGACACAUCCUCCCUUCCGGCACGAAGAUUACACGGUAGGAUGGGUAUGCGCCCUCCCGAUUGAACUGGCUGCCUCGCGCAAGAUGAUGGAUGAGAGGCACCCAAGUCUCCCUCGGAAUAAUGAUGUCGAUACCAAUCUUUAUACGUUGGGCCGUAUAGGUCAGCAUAAUAUUGUCAUGGCAUGCCUUCCUUAUGGCUUGACAGGAACCACCCCAGCUGCUACUGUUGCGAUUCAAAUGAAGUCGACGUUUCCUUCCAUCCGUUUCGGCCUGAUGGUGGGUAUUGGAGGUGGAGUCCCUAGUGCCAGUAUCGACAUCCGACUCGGCGAUGUAGUCGUCAGCCAGCCGCAUAUGGGCCAUGGCGGCGUGGUGCAGUAUGAUUUUGGAAAGACAAGACCAAAUGAGUUUGAGCGAACGGGAUUUCUUAACUCUCCUCCCACCGUCCUACUGAAUACGAUUGCAGUCGUACAGGCCAAUCAUCUUACUGGGGAAAGUCAGCUUGCCGAAUUCCUAUCAUGCCUCAGCAACCUACUACCAUUCGCCCCUCCUCACCCAGAUCCUGAUAAUUUAUUUAUGGCGAGCUAUAAUCACAUUGAUGGGGAAAAUUGCAAGGGGUGUAGCAAGAGGAUGCUAGUGAGACGGCCCUCUCGGACUGAAGAUAAUGUCGUCCAUUUCGGCACGAUAGCAUCUGGUAAUCAGCUAAUGAGAGACGGAGAUGUUCGAGACAAGCUCAGCUCAGAACUCGGGGGUGUGCUUUGUUUCGAAAUGGAAGCGGCUGGAUUGAUGAAUGAUUUUCCAUGCCUCAUCAUUCGAGGCAUCAGCGAUUAUGCCGACUCACACAAAAACAAGAAAUGGCAGGGCCAUGCAGCAGCAACGGCCGCUGCCUGUGCCAAAGAUAUUUUGUCGGUCAUACCUGCUCGCGAUGUACAGACCACACCCACUGUCGGCGAGGCUAUCGGGGCUUCCUCUACAAAGCCACAACAUCAAUCUGACCUUGCUAUGCCUGGGUCUACAGAGCUUGUUGAUUCAUCCAUGUUUGCAGGAUCGCAAGGUAAUGACGCCCGAGAAAACGAAGUUCCAUCAAAUAGCAAUCCUUCCAGAAGUAAGACCAGAGAGGAAGAAUACGAAGUCCCGGCUUUCCUAAAGCCUCAGCUAGAUCCAUCAUACCUCUUCAGGAAACGUCGGUCCUUUAUGCGACGGAACCGGUCAUGGACAGAGUGGACCGAAGACUCGUCUGAUCUGUUUCAGAGCCUUGAACGCUGGAUGUCAGUAGCUGAUGCUUCGCUCUUUGUGGCGAAGGCCAUUUCAAAUGACGAUGGCAGGCAAAAGGCUACAGACUUUGUCGUGGCGGUGAUCGACUUUCUGAAGUCGCAAGAAAGAUGCAAAGUGAUCUGGGCGUUAUCGUAUUCUGUCCGUCCGGAUGACGGGGCUGUGCCUAUCAUUGACAUUUUCAAAACUCUAAUAAGCCAGGCCAUUCGACUGGACCCGUUAUGGGGCACAACCGAGUCCGCAUUGUCAGAAUCCGAAUACGGGACCGAAGAAAUCUACCAACGCCUCCUGACGAUCCUCUCUCGGAUGACAGAAUGCUUUGUGAUAAUUGAGACAAACAAUCGAAUGUGGGCUGGGCGGCUGCUUAUGGAUCUACAGAAGAUAGCUGAUGAUUCACCUGCGACAGUUAAAAUAAUGAUCCUCGCGUACGGAAAGGCAUCACUAGAGUUCUCGAAUCUGCCCCUGAAGGAUAAAAGGAUUGUCGAUACAGUUCCUGAGACUAUUACGGCGAGGCAGGCGAACAGUUCAUGGGUGGAAGAAUCUACAUCCAAGAUGCUGAGGAUAGUUCGAUAG